Molecule: messenger RNA, 121 nt
Organism: Entrophospora candida
Lineage: Eukaryota; Fungi; Glomeromycota; Glomeromycetes; Entrophosporales; Entrophosporaceae
Source: the annotation of a GenBank genome assembly
GUCUUUUGAAUGAUGAAAUCAAACAAAAAUCAUUAAUGUUGCAAAAGUCUGAUAAAAUGCUUGAAGAGGAAAUUACAAAGAAUGCAAAGUUACAAGAAGAAUUAGCCCAAAAAUUAGAAAU